AUGGCGGGAUUAGAACUUAUCUUGUCUACUGUGUGCAACGCGACAUUUUGCGGAAGUAUAAAUGAUAAUCCAUUGCACGAUGUUAAACCAGUACGCCACCAGUUGGAAAAUUUUGUAAAUGGCAUGCAUCUGAGGAUUGGAACGUACAAUUAUCACCCUGACAAUUGGGUAGAAAAGACUGAAAAUGGCACAUAUUAUAUAGGCAGGGGAGUAGCAUUCGACUUGGUACAUAUAUUACAGAAGAAAUUCAAUUUCACUUACGAAGUUGUCGUUCCGGAAAAUAACAUGUUGUUUAGCGAUGACAGACCAGUGGAAUCCCUCAUUGGGCUUCUUCAAUCCAAACGUAUUGAUCUGGCAGCGGCAUUUAUUCCUAUUAUGAAAAACUCAGAUCAAUUUGUAUCAUUCUCAACGGUAAUUGAUGAGUGUAAGUGGAUGAUGAUGCUAAAACGCCCAAAGGAGUCGGCGGUUGGUUCUGGACUUCUUGCACCUUUUAACGAAACUGUUUGGUUAUUAAUCCUGGCAGCAGUUAUGAUAUAUGGACCGUGCUUGACACUGCUAACAAAGCUUCGUAGUAAGUUAAUGCCAGAAGAAGAGGAUUAUAUACGCCUGUCUCCGAGCUUUUGGUUCGUGUAUGGAGCUUUUAUUAAGCAGGGUACCUCGUUGACUCCUUCUGCAAACACAACCCGCGUUUUAUUUGCGACAUGGUGGCUGUUUAUAAUUUUAUUAUCAGCAUUCUAUACAGCGAAUUUGACCGCUUUUUUGACCUUAUCGAAAUUUACUUUGGACAUAGAAACAGUUCAGGAUUUGUAUACGAAAAACUAUCGAUGGGUUGCUCCAGAAGGUGGCCCUGUGGAAUAUGCUAUCAAAAACCCGGAUGAAGAUAUACAUUUCCUACUAAAAACAGUUGCGACCGGACAAGGUAGUUUUCUGUCAGUCAGAGAUACUUCCUCGUUGCUUACUUACGUAUCCGAAGGAGCGGUGUUAGUCCAUCCAAGCGCUGCACUAGAAUACAUUAUGUACCACGACUAUUUACAAAAAACCAGGCUGGGCGUACCUGAAGCUGAAAGAUGCACGUACGUAGUUGCACCUGGUGUGUUCAUGACCAAAAAGAGAGCUAUAAAGCGCGUAAAAUAUUCGGGAAUUCUUUCGCACCUCUCUCAGCGUUACUUACCCGAUACUAAGAUUUGUCCUCUGGACUUAAAAUCAAAAGACAGGCAGUUGAGAAACACAGAUCUCCUGAUGACUUAUUACAUCUUGAUGACGGGAUUAGCUGCUGCUGUUGCUGUCUUCCUUGCAGAAAUAUCCCUAAAACGCUUCAUUCUCCCCAAAAGUGACGCCAUACGUCCAAGGUUCUGUCAACAGAGAGAAAUAAAGAUUGAACCAGCUAUAUUUGAUGACAGCCGUCCGCCGCCAUACGAGUGUUUGUUCGGAAAAACCAAAGGAGAAUCGAAGAAGAAGUUCAUCAAUGGCAGGGAGUAUUGGGUUAUAAAGAAAGAGAACGGAGAGACUAGACUCAUUCCUGUGAGGUCGCUGUCGGCUCUCUUAUAUCGAUAAAUUUUCGAUUUAACGUUGAUGGUUGUCUGUAAUUUUUAAUAAUAAUAACACUUUUACAUCACAAUACCACAAAACAGUAGAAAAAUAAGAUAAAUAAAUGAAGAUGUAAAUGGGCGGUCUAAAAAAAGUUUCUUGCAGACAUUUAUACCUCUUAUUUAAA
Messenger RNA from Pieris napi, 1714 nucleotides. Its product is annotated as glutamate receptor ionotropic, delta-2-like. Gene Ontology annotation, molecular function: ligand-gated monoatomic ion channel activity. Gene Ontology annotation, cellular component: membrane. The transcript is spliced from 9 exons. NCBI's taxonomy places the organism in Eukaryota, Metazoa, Arthropoda, Insecta, Lepidoptera, Pieridae. The record is from RefSeq and is a predicted model, not a curated record. Bases 1 to 1554 code for a protein of 517 amino acids.